AUGGCGAGGCAAUUCAACAGUGUGCUUGCGGACUCAUGGCUCGGGUUGCUUAACUUCGACAGUACAACAAAUGCUAGAGGAAUCGGUAGCACCCUACCCACGACCUUAGACUCCAACCAAGGACAAGGACAGCCGUUGCGGGGUCAACCAGGCGACGAGCAAAGACAGGAUGCAAUCACCCGCCUCAUCAAGAUUGAGACCAUGCUCAAAUGGAUCUAUGACAACCAAAUCAAGUUACUCGAGAAAUACAUUGGUAUCGAACAAAGAAUAGAGACCAUGAGAAAGAGCCUCGAAGAACAGGGACGGUGUAUCAAGGACUCCCUCGGCCACAUUCUUGCAAAUAGCGGGACCAGUAUUGGCGAUAAUGACACAGACCCAAGCGAGGAUAAGGCAGACGGGUUCACGGGCGUGGCGGAUCUAAGCAAGGAACGCCCGGUAUGUUCCGUCUGUUCCGUCAAAGGCGCGGCACCUCGGAGCCAAGCCUACUGGCCCUGGGUAUCUGCAGGACCGGUGCCUGAGGGGGGCUUUGAUGAGGGUGGGGUGGCGACAUCGAUCCACUGGAAGCAAUGGACGGAGCGGUCAUUGACAAGUGAUGGUUGGGUCCCCAAGUGA
Fusarium oxysporum Fo47 is the source of this 612-nucleotide messenger RNA. RefSeq lists its product as uncharacterized. Lineage: Eukaryota; Fungi; Ascomycota; Sordariomycetes; Hypocreales; Nectriaceae. Bases 1 to 612 code for a protein of 203 amino acids. The record is from RefSeq and is a predicted model, not a curated record. The transcript has 4 exons.